AGAGAGAAUAUUCAGUCUCUCUUUUCCUCUCUCUCACAGAUAACAGCGUUUGAUGAGCUCCAGGCAGACUUCAAGGUGCCGAUCGAUCAGGGUAAUCCACUCCAUGCGAGGGAGAGACUGCGGAAUAUCGAGAGGAUCUGCAACCUGCUGAGGAAGUUGGUGCUACCAGAGUACUCAAUUCAUGGACUCUUCUGCAUCAUGUUCCUGUGUGCCCAGGAGUGGCUGACCGUGGGCCUCAACAUCCCCCUGCUCUUCUACAACACAUGGAGUAGGUACUUUCACUCCCCAACGGACACUAAGGAGCUGCUCUACGACCCGGCGUCCGUGAUGAACGGCGAGACGCUCAAGUUCUGCCUGAAGGAGGCCUGGUGCAAGCUGUCCUUCUUCGUCCUCUCCUUCUUCUACUAUCUCUACUGUGUUUGGAACCUGGAUAUAUCCCUCUAAUAGGUCUUAUCAAUGGGAACACUUAAAGUAUGGUCUACUCCUUGGUUACCUCAGAACAAUGAUACAUCUCAGCAACUGGAGACAAAUAUACACACAGGAUUUAACAGACUGCCAUCAUCGUGCUCUCUGAUCCAGAGACAGGAAGCUGAUAAGGAAAGAAGAGAAAUACAAACUUUUUCUUUUUUUGUUUUGUUUUGCUGUGACGCCAAACGAUGAACUGGAGGAUGGGGGAGGAGGAGAGAGGAGAGAGGGGGGAGGAUUCAAAUCUGCCUUUUUUGCUUUCUCCCUCUCAACACUGACGGACGUAUUUAAAGCUCAACUGUACAUAAACGUGAACACUUAAAACUCCUGUUUACAGUUCGACUGGUCAAAGAGCGACCUGAGUUAAUCACUGCCUGGCCAAUGUUUGUACCCCACACACACACACACACACACACACACACACACACACACACAAAAACACACACACACACACACACACAGAGCCUCCUCUUGUGGUGGUAUACUGUACCGACCGUUACGGUUCUAGCACCUGUAGCUCGGAGGACGGAGAGCACAGUAGCGAUUGCACAGUUUGUCUCAGGCACAGCAUGGUGAAGCACCAACCCUCAGUCAUUCCUCCUCUUAACGCCUCACCAGACGUAGCGUCACCUGGUGAGCCACAAACGAGGGACAGGAUGGACAAAAAAAAAUAAAAGGAAGGACGGAUCACACUGUACAGACAAGUGAGCGCUCUGAGGGGGAACACCAGAGCGGCCCGUCACCCUCAUGUUUUCCAGCAGACUGAAACUCACCUAUAACUGAUUUAUGAUCCUCAUCAAAAGGUACUCUGCCUCCUCAGUGUCGUCCAAUAGUGUUGUUCUGUUGUGGGAAUCUGAAGCACCAGUCUGAGCUUUUCACCGUUAGAGGAGCACACAUUAUUUGCACAAUUAGCGUUUUCUGAUCUUGCACAAUAUUUGCAAUAUUUGGGCGAUGUAUAUUAGAGGUCAUUUACGAUAGUUUAGCCACACAGGUGAAGGUCUUCCAACACGUUUGAAAAACUCUAGUCCUGUUCCAAUACAUGGAGGCAAUGUGAACCUUUUGUAGCUUGAAUUCACACCAUGCUCCAAAAAUGUCGUCUCUUCACUCUUCAGACUGAUUCUUUCUAUGUCCAUUUGUGAGAUUCUGACCGCUUGCCUCCAUGUUUUUUUUUAGUAUUAAACAUGACUAUAUUUUGUAACCACGCGAGAGUAAAAUCAGAUGAUAGAGGUGCCUCCAAUCAACCUGUCUUUAUCUUUGAUUUGAAUACAAGCGAGUGUAGCAGAUGAAAACUGUAAUAUAUAUAAAAAAGAAUAUCAUGACGCCCAGAGAGAGAGAGAGAGAGAGAGAGUGAUUUCCCUCCACACACAGGUCAGAGGUCAGGCUGCAGAGCGAUAAAGACGGCUGCUCUGGCUCCACGUUGUUGCUCACAGAAAACGUGUGCAGGGCAGAUGUUCUGAACCUGCAGCUUCCAUGUGUAGCACAGUUUGCUAACCAUCCCCAUCACUCUUUAAAUCCACGCCAUCGUCUCCACACGAUGAGCUCACUUUCUAUGUCGCCGCUCGAGGAGCAGACGGGAGGACUGCCCGGUUAUUGUUGUUUUCUCUUAUUCAAGCAUUUUCUAUCCUUACUGUGUAUGUGACCAAACAAGUUGAAUUAACAUAUUGUUUAUGAAAUAAAAUAUUUUAAAAUCAGA
This is a messenger RNA of Labrus bergylta (ballan wrasse), 2158 nucleotides long. Lineage: Eukaryota; Metazoa; Chordata; Actinopteri; Labriformes; Labridae. The record is from RefSeq and is a predicted model, not a curated record.